This is a messenger RNA of Cottoperca gobio, 1508 nucleotides long. It is a transcript of the gene gdap1l1, whose product is annotated as ganglioside induced differentiation associated protein 1-like 1. The transcript has 6 exons. NCBI's taxonomy places the organism in Eukaryota, Metazoa, Chordata, Actinopteri, Perciformes, Bovichtidae. The coding region runs from base 270 to 1370 and encodes 366 amino acids. The record is from RefSeq and is a predicted model, not a curated record.
UAAGUAGCUAUUUGCAUAUGGAUUUUAUAGGAUUGUUUUUAGUAUCUGUUUUCAUUCGGAGGUGAAGCCGAUUUCAGCACCAGAGCUGUCCGAAACCGACGGAUGCUGCUGCCGCGUGCACCGAUGAUGCUGAGCUCGAGCUACUGAAAUUCUCUCUCUCUCUCUCUCUCUCUCUCUCUCUCUCUCUCUCUCUCUCUCUCUCUCUCUCUCUCUCUCCCCUCUUCUCUCCCUCCUCGCUCCUCUCCUCCACACGCACAAAACGCUCUGUCAUGGCGUCUUCCAACAAUGUUACCCCCACCAACUGUAGCUGGUGGCCCAUCUCAGCCAUGGACGAAGACGGCAAAAUCACAGACGGGGAGGAGUGCGAAGAACCGACGGCAGAGCUCAAACCCUUCAAUAAAGACAGGCUCGUUUUAUACCACUGGACGCAGUCUUUCACCUCCCAAAAGGUUCGUCUAGUCAUCAAUGAGAAGGGUCUGGUCUGCGACGAGAGGGAUGUGAGCUUGCCGCUGCAGGAGCACAAGGAGCCCUGGUUCAUGAGGCUGAACCUGGGAGAGGAGGUGCCCGUCUUCCUCCACGGCGACACGAUUAUCAGUGACUACAACCAGAUUAUAGAUUACCUGGAGAAAAACUUUGUGGGAGACACGGUGUCUCAGCUGGUUCCUGAUGCAGACUCGCCUCUGCACGAUCGCGUGCAGCAGUACCGGCAGCUACUGGAUGAGCUGCCCAUGGACGCUUACACACACGGCUGCAUCCUCCAUCCAGAGCUCACCACCGACUCUAUGAUCCCAAAGUACGCCACCGCAGAAAUACGUAGACACUUGGCCAACGCUGCGACGGAGCUGAUGAAGUUGGACCAUGAGGAGCCACAGCUGACAGAACCGUACCUGUCCAAGCAGAAGAAGCUCAUGGCAAAAAUCUUGGACCACGAUAAUGUGAACUCCCUGAAGAAAAUUCUGGGGGAGUUAGCCAUGGUUCUAGAUCAAGUGGAGGCGGAGCUGGAGAAAAGAAAACUAGAGUAUCAAGGUCAAAAGUGUGAGCUGUGGCUAUGUGGACCUGAAUUUACACUAGCUGACGUCUGGCUCGGAGCCUUGUUGCACAGGCUCAAGUUCUUGGGACUUUCUAAGAAAUACUGGGAGGACGGCAGCCGACCCAACCUGCAGUCCUUUUUUGUGCGUGUGCAAAAACGCUACGCUUUCCGCAAGGUCUUGGGCGACAUCCACACGACCCUUCUGUCGGCGGUCCUACCCAACGCCUUCCGGAUGGUAAAAAAGAAGCCACCGUCCUUCUUCGGGGCCUCUUUUCUCAUGGGCUCGCUGGGAGGGAUGGGCUACUUUGCCUACUGGUAUUUAAAAAAGAAAUACAUGUAGUAGACGCCCUCUUGUUGUGUUAAAUGUCUGUGUAUUUGUGUGAAGUUUCAACUUUUCUGUAAUGUUUUAUGACUGCAGGAAAACAUAUUGAAUCUAUAUAGAGAACACUAUUACUUACCUGGGUGAACAAAGAAUAUU